This is a messenger RNA of Dermacentor andersoni, 369 nucleotides long. NCBI's taxonomy places the organism in Eukaryota, Metazoa, Arthropoda, Arachnida, Ixodida, Ixodidae. The record is from RefSeq and is a predicted model, not a curated record.
AUGCACAGCCGUCUGGUGCCGACGGGGAUGGCCAGGACGAUGUUGCUCCUCCUGCUCCCGCUGCUGCUGGCCUCGAGCGCGGCGACGCAGACGUCCUCGCAGCGGCGCUGCGGCCGCGUGCUGCGCGAGUUCAUGGAAUUUGUCUGCGACGGAGUCAUCUACGACCCGCACGAAGCGGCUGCCCCGAAGAGGGCGCUGUUCGGCCAACGGUUCUUGAUGUCCGGAGAAAAGCCCCCUGCGCUGGGCUUCCUUCACCCCGAGACGGCCAACCAGCUGCUGGGAAAGCGAAACUCGCCGGGCGGCAUCGUGUUCGAAUGCUGCUACAAGGCGUGCAGCAUCGCCGAAGCGCAGAGCUAUUGUCUUUCGUAG